AUGAAAGCGACAAUCGAGAAUACUGAAGGACAUGUGGGAGAAGUUGUUAUUGAAAGAAAUGAUUUGACUACACUUCCUCCAACAACUGAAGCUCCAACUACUGUGACUCCCACUACUGAAGAUCCCACGACAAUUCCUCCAACAACCGAGGCUCCCACUACUGAAGUUCCUACUACUGAAGCUCCGACCACUGAAGUUCCCACUACUGAAGUUCCCUUGCCAUCUUGCCCUGAAGGACUCGUUGCUUACAGAAUUGUCAGAGAAUAUGGAGCAAAUCCUUCAUCUUCCGAAACCUUGACAUUCUAUUCAUAG
Messenger RNA from Blastocystis hominis, 312 nucleotides. RefSeq lists its product as hypothetical. Lineage: Eukaryota; Bigyra; Opalinata; Blastocystidae. The coding region runs from base 1 to 312 and encodes 103 amino acids. The transcript has a single exon. The record is from RefSeq and is a predicted model, not a curated record.